Molecule: messenger RNA, 1288 nt
Organism: Linderina pennispora
Lineage: Eukaryota; Fungi; Kickxellomycota; Kickxellomycetes; Kickxellales; Kickxellaceae
Exons: 7
Coding region: 124-801 (225 amino acids)
Source: RefSeq, a predicted model, not a curated record
CAUACUCUUUUGGUACCUCACCGCCCUACCAGCAUACCCAUUGAUGCCUUUUGCACGCAACCCAAGGCGGAUACAGUCCUGAUAGCCCCCGCCUAUCGCCUAGAAAUAUAAAAAAAACACUGAAUGGCCCAAGACCCUCACAGCUUUAAUCAAUUCGAUGAGCGUCUCAGCACUCUGCGCGCGCAGCGCCAGCUACGCAACCUGACGGUGUUCCGCGUAAUCGUCGCCAUGCAGGAGCUUUUGUUCCAGUACAUCGAGGUAUCGACCAACACAGGGUGCCGGAUUCUGACCACCCUGGCGCUGCUGGUGUUUAUCUACGUAAUGCCCAAGUCAGCGCGGUGGAUCCGCAUCUCGAUGGUCAUUGUAUGCGCAGCUCUGUCGGUCGUGCCUGAGUGCUUUCCGCUGUUCAUUCCGCCCAGCGCCAUUGGCAUCCAGUCUGGUUCACUUCCUACGUCUGGGAUUCUGCUGGCGACCAUAGUCGGUAUAGUCAGCAUGGCAAUAACCCUGGCCGGACUGUCGGACUCGACACUGUACAUGGAACAGCGACGGCACCGGACCAGCGUGCUGGUCGUCCGCACAUUGAAGUCGGUCGUGUGGUUUCCGGUCAUCCCGAUUGUGGCCCUGGGGUUCACGACUGCGUACUCGAUUGUGCAGUACAAGACCGGGAGAAGGACCCACUCCAUGGAAUGUUGCCGACCAGGUAUUGCAGUUCUUGGCAGAGCGGCGGUGCCGCUGGAGUUGGUGUCUGGGGAGAUGGAGAGCCGGCUGUCGCGCAUGGAGCUGCACACCUUUGUUCGUUGAUAGAUUAUCGUUUUCAUGUAAAUUAUGUAAUUUUCGGUGGUUUGUUUAUCGAGUGACUGGCAUGUGCCGCUUGUGCGCCUGCCCGCCACUCACUCUACACAGGCUCUGCCCAUGCACAUCACCUACAUUGUGCAUGCCUGGCGUGUACAAUGCUCGACCCGGUAAUAGCGCGACAUCCUCCUAUAUUCUGUCGUUCUCUGGCCCAAGCUUGGUAGCAGCACGCAAAAUUUGCGGUUCCUUUUAUUUUGCUGCAGCAAGCACGCCAGCCCAGGUCCAAUGCCCCUCCUUUUCUGCUUCACCCGGAGCCGUCGAUCUGCAAUCACAAAUGGACAAUCGGAUGCACCGCAUAUUGGUGUGCUUCAUAUGUGCGGAGCUGCGAUUCGCCAGCGCUCCACCGUGGAUGUGCCUGAAAAAACCUAGUGUUUACGUAUUUGCCCAGGCAAAUCCUCCAUCUGCACGGUUGCUUUGGGGUGAGAAACGGAUCCCA